Molecule: messenger RNA, 1293 nt
Organism: Ilyonectria robusta
Lineage: Eukaryota; Fungi; Ascomycota; Sordariomycetes; Hypocreales; Nectriaceae
Exons: 1
Coding region: 96-938 (280 amino acids)
Source: RefSeq, a predicted model, not a curated record
CUUGAAGCUGGAAAAGUCUGCGGCCAAGUAUAAGCGUGGGCAUCCCAAGUGUUCUGCGGGGUAUUUUCACCCUCAACAAUCCUUCUUCAGUCAAAAUGUCCUACCCAGAGUCUCGAGUCAUGCAGAUGAAGUUUGGAGGCAUCAUCGCCAACCUGGAAGGGAGGAAUAACGCCUUUUUCCCUGACCCCGUUGAAAACAGCACCUUGGCUGAGCUCAACACGCGAGUCAGGCGUCUCGAAGCCAACCAUGGCAUCACUCUCGCCCCUGCUAGCUUGAACCCGACCUGGGACUCGCUGGCAUUGCGCAUCUGCCGAGUGAAGCAGAAGACGGAUCUGACCUACCCUCCCAAGGGAAUGGCCAACAACGACUUUUCUUCUAUGGUUCCCGACGACUUGGACAUUUCCAUCGACACACUGCAGACGCUUUGCUCGGACCUUGUCAGAUAUCACCCCUCAGCACCGGCGCCUUCGUGGCCGAAAUGCGCCCAUGAUGAUGAGAUGCUGGAUGUCAUCAGGCAGAGAAUGUGCCACGCCGCUGGAAGAAACAGAAUUGCCGUGACUCCAAUUCCCAUCACCCGGUUGGAAAUUUAUGCCCAGCUCAUUGGCAUUACCCUCAAGCUUGAAGAGGGAGAAUUGCCCAACAUGCGGGGUAUACCUGGACCUCCCUUACCACUACCACCUGUUCCCAAAAAGGCAUGCUGCGGCUGCUGUAUUUGCGCAUGCCACACACCUCCUCCAAAGCACCAAGGAAUCUAUGUUCAUGAGAACAGGAGGACCCCGCCAAGCUACGGCUACGGCAGUGAAAGGGAAGUGCCAAAGCGAAAGACCUUUGGAUUCGGAUGGCUUAAGGGAUUGGCCUUUUGGCGGCGAUCCAAGGGUAACGAUGAUGCGUCAUCGUACACAAGCCGAACAGGAAGCACCUUUGUAGACCGCUACUAGAAGUGUGGUCGCUAAGAUGGAAUGGUGGUGGAUGUCUCUAGCUUGGUUUUAAUCGGAAUUUCUUUCGCUCUCCAGAUUUGCUGCAUCCCUUCAACCAAUUGCGUAGGACACCGUACCACAAGCUUUAGCUAACCAAAGUGUACCAUUCCAAAAUCGACAAGACGCUGCAACAUACCUUGGGUAAUAAAGUACAAGACCAUAUCCUUGAGUCGUGGCAUAUUAUGUGACAUGAUAGAGGGCAGACCCGUGGAUGAAGAAUGCGCGUAUUAAUUUUGCAAUCAACCCUGCAAAUGACAAGGGUCGCUAUUCAUGCAUGGAUUAAUGAGCCAAAUCCUUUCUUGGCCAAUGAAACACC